AUGACGAGUCUCAAGCGCUCGUUCGAGGCGGACCCUUUCGCCGCCAAUAUCUCGAGCAAGGUCUACGUCCGGUCAACAAGAAAGGGCAAGGUUCAGAAGAUUGUGAGAGAGGUCUACCUGCGUCAAGACAUCCCCUGCUCGUCCAAACUGUGCCGGAGCUGCUUGCAAACGGCCCCAAGAGAUGCCGCCAACAAUGUUCAGCCGUUUGUCCUUUCUGACAAGCCGGCGGGUACCAAGGCGUUCCCUCAGGGGCACUAUAUCGUCCCCGACACCAACGCCCUGCUGAACGCCAUGGACCUCUUUGAGCAGAGUUCGGCAUUCUACGACGUCGUCAUCUUGCAGACCGUGCUCGAGGAGCUGCGCAAUCGCUCGCUGCCGCUGUACAACCGCCUCGUCGGUCUCACCAAGAGCGAGGACAAGCGCUUCUACGUCUUCUUCAACGACUUCCGCCUCGAGACGUACGUCAACCGUGAGGCCAACGAAACCGUCAACGACCGCAACGACCGCGCUGUGCGCAAGGCGGUCAAGUGGUACGCUGAGCACCUGGCCGAGACCAAGGCCAAGACGCUCCCCGCCGUCGUCAUGCUCAGCGACGACCAGGACUGUCUGAGGAAAGCCAAGGCCGAAGGCGUGACUGCCAUGUCGUUGUCCGAGUACGUUGGUGGGCUCGAGGACGGCGAGCGGCUGCUUGACAUGGUGGCUGAGUCGCGGAACUCGAGCUACUCCAAGAAGCCGGCCGGACCGAUAUACCCCGAGUACUUCACCAUGUCCAAGUUGAUGACGGGAGUCAAGGCUGGUCUUCUGCAUCAAGGCAUCUUCAACGUCUCGCCGUACAACUACCUGGAGGGCUCCAUCCACGUCCCCGCGUUUCCCAAGCCUCUCAUCGUUCUCGGCAGAGAAAACAUCAACAGAGCCGUCAGCGGCGACGUGGUCGUCGUCGAGGUUCUGCCAAAAGAGCAGUGGAAGGAGCCUUCGACGAAGAUCAUCGAGGAGGAGGCCGUCACCCGCGACGAGAACGCCGACGGAGAAGAAGUCCAGGAUUUUGUAUCGGAGAAGGAGCGCAAGGCGCUGCAGGAGGAGGUCAAGAAGACGCACAGCAAGAGCACCGAGGGCCGGCCGCAACCGACGGCAAAGGUCGUCGGCAUCAUCAAGCGCAAUUGGCGGCAGUAUGUCGGACACAUCGACCCCUCGUCCGCGAGCAAGAGCGGCGGCCAGGGCCGCAAGCAGGACAACGUCUUCCUCAUCCCAAUGGACAAGCGGAUCCCCAAGAUCAAGCUCCGCUCAAGGCAGGUCCCCGAGCUUCUCGGCAAGCGACUAUUGGUUACUAUCGACGCCUGGGAUCGCGACUCCCGGCACCCCGUCGGCCACUUUGUGCGUUCCCUAGGCGAGCUUGAGACCAAGGCCGCAGAGACGGAGGCCCUGUUGUUGGAGUACGACGUACAGUACCGCCCCUUUCCCAAGACGGUGCUUGACUGUCUACCAAAGGAGGGGCAUGACUGGAGAGUUCCUCAGAGCCUGGAAGAUCCCGGCUGGAGGGACAGAGAGGAUCUACGCAAACUCCUCAUCUGCAGUAUCGAUCCCAUCGGGUGUCAAGACAUUGACGACGCGCUCCACGCGCGGCCGCUCCCCAACGGCAACUUCGAAGUUGGCGUUCACAUCGCCGACGUGUCACACUUUGUCAAGCCUGGCAAUGCCAUGGACACGGAAGCCAGCUUGCGAGGCACAACGGUGUACCUUGUGGACAAGCGUAUUGACAUGUUGCCUAUGCUCCUCGGUACCGACUUGUGCUCACUGAAGCCCUACGUCGAGCGCUACGCCUUCUCCGUCAUUUGGGAGAUGGACGCGAACGCGGACAUUGUCGGCGCCCGCUUCACCAAGUCGGUCAUCCAGUCCAAGGAGGCUUUCAGCUACGAGGCGGCCCAGCUCCGCGUUGACGAUGCCUCCCAGCAGGAUGACCUCACCAACAGCAUCAGAACGCUCAUGACGCUGUCCAAGAAGCUGAAGCAGAAGCGAAUGGACGCUGGCGCUCUCAGUCUGUCGUCCCCCGAGGUCAAGGUGCAGAUGGAGUCGGAGACAUCGGACCCCAUCGACGUCAAGACGAAGCAGCACCUGGACACCAUGUCUCUGGUUGAGGAGUUCAUGUUGCUCGCCAACGUCAGCGUCGCCAGCAAGAUCUAUGAAGCCUUCCCCCAGACCGCCAUCCUCCGUCGCCACGGUGCCCCGCCCAAGACCAACUUUGACGAGCUUUCCAAUCAGCUCAGGGUCAAGAAGGGUCUGGAGCUCCGCGUCGACUCGAGCAAGGCGCUCGCCGACUCGCUCGACCAGUGCGUCGACCCCGUCGACCCCUUUUUCAACACGCUCGUCCGUAUCAUGGCCACCCGCUGCAUGAUGAGUGCCGAGUACUUCUGCUCCGGCACGCAGGCGUAUCCCGAAUUCCGCCACUACGGCCUGGCCUCAGAGAUCUACACGCACUUCACCUCCCCGAUCCGCCGGUACGCCGACCUCGUCGCCCACCGGCAGCUCGCGGCGGCCAUUGGGUACGAAGCGAUCCACCCCGCGGUGCGCAGCCGCGGCAAGCUCGAGGCCGUGUGCAAGAACAUCAACGUGCGACACCGCAACGCCCAGCUCGCGGGCCGCGCCAGCAUCGCCUACUACGUCGGCCAGGCGCUCAAGGGCCGGGUCGCGGAGGAGGAGGCGUUCGUCAUGAAGAUUUUCAGCAACGGCUUCGUCGUGCUCGUGCCGCGGUUCGGCAUCGAGGGGCUCAUCCGGCUGCGCGACCUCGCGGAGCCCGAGCCCGAGAGCGCGUUCGACGCCGAGAACUAUGUGCUCACGACGACGGGCAGCUACAAGCUCAAGGUGGAGCUGUUCCAGAAGGUCAAGGUCAAGGUCACAGACGAGAAGGACGAGGCGACGGGCAAGAGGGGCGUCAAGAUGGAGCUUGUCAAGGCGUGA
Molecule: messenger RNA, 2952 nt
Organism: Colletotrichum spaethianum
Lineage: Eukaryota; Fungi; Ascomycota; Sordariomycetes; Glomerellales; Glomerellaceae
Product: exosome complex exonuclease dis3
Exons: 2
Coding region: 1-2952 (983 amino acids)
Biological process (GO): rRNA catabolic process
Cellular component (GO): nuclear exosome (RNase complex); cytoplasmic exosome (RNase complex)
Molecular function (GO): 3'-5'-RNA exonuclease activity; RNA binding; endonuclease activity
Source: RefSeq, a predicted model, not a curated record